UCACAUUUCUUCUUUCUAUUGCUCAUCCAAUGGACAAUCAUCUAUGGCUUCUAGCUCCUCUCUUAGCACUAUGCAUCAUGUCGGUUUCGAGCAAAGUGUUUGUGAGCAUAGAUUGUGGGGCGUCGGGCUCUUUCAUAGACGAAAACUCGAUUGAGUGGAAAGGGGAUAAUGAUUUGAUCUCGAGUGGUGUUGCACAUGCAGUGCAACCAAACUACUCAGUGUCUCGUGUUAUGAACACCUUGCGGGUGUUCACCACCCGUAAGAAAAAUUGUUAUUCUAUAAAAGUUGAAGAGGGGGAAAAAGUUUUGGUUCGGGCCGGGUUUAACUACGGGAACUAUGACAAUAAGUCAGCUCCCCCGAAUUUUGAUCUUCUUUUUGAUGGAAACUUUUGGAUCACCGUAAAUGCUUCUGAGUUGAAAAUAUUCGAAAUUGUUUAUGUUGUGAAAAAGAAAGAUAUUAGCGUAUGUGUGGCGCAAACGAAUCCUCGCGAGUUCCCAUUUAUAUCGACACUUGAAGUUCGUAGCCUAGACUCGCAACUUUACAGCAAAUUUGGCACAAAUCACGCAUUGCUAUUGCAAUCUAGGUUUGGUUAUGCUUUAAAUCAAACUAUAAGGUUUCCAUUGGACCCCUAUGAUCGAAUGUGGGUGCCUGCACGUACUACUAACCUAGUACAUUUAACAAGCGAUGCAUCUAUCAUCAAUGUAAAGGUCCCCGAUAAUCCUCCUCAAGCGGUCCUUAAAAAUGCGGUCGCCACACAAAACACGAGUCAGUUUAUAAACCUAGGAUUUAACGUCGUUGAUGACCCAUUUCGUUACCCGGCCUACAUAAAUUGGUAUUUCUCGGAAGUCAGAGAGCUCAAUUCCUCCGAACUACGAUCUUUUAGGAUUUUUAAAGACAAUCUACCAUUCUCACUUCCGAUUGUACCCCGUUUUGGAGAAGUGGUCGAAUAUUUCAUCUCUAAUCUUUCGCUCACUACCGAGACUAACUUUUCCUUGAACCCGCUUGAUGACUCCACGCUUCCGCCUCUCAUUAAUGCCGCGGAGCUUUUCUCGAUCAGGGAUGCUCUAAGUAAUGGCACCAACAACAACGAUGUGGAAGGUUUAGCUUCCCUCCAAAACGCAUUUAUUGUUUUACAACAAUGGAGCGGAGACCCCUGUCUCCCCGCCCCAUAUUCAUGGGAAUGGAUAAAAUGCAGCGGCGACUAUAUACCUCGCGUAACAUCAAUAAAUCUUAAUGGUUUUAACCUCACCGGACCACUUCCCGACUUUAGUAAAAUGGAUGCUCUUGAAACAAUAGAUUUGCAUAACAAUAGCUUGAGUGGACCAAUUCCUAAGUUCCUUGGCACCUUGCCAAAUCUGAAACAACUAAAUUUGUCAGAUAAUCAGUUCACUGGAUCCAUACCAAGAUGGUUAUCAAGAAAUUCCAAGUUAAAUUCAACAUAUACGGGAAACCCUGUGUUGUGUGUCAAUGGUAAGUCAUGCCCAGGAAGUGGUAACAACAAAACGCCGAUAAUACUCGGAGUUACUAUCCCUACGGUUUUCAUUUUGGCUAUCGCGGUUGUUUUGGUCGUAAGGCACAGGCGACGUAAAGCUAGUGUUCCAUCACAUUCAGGGGGUACGAGUAGCCUAAGUGGUGGUAUGCAAGGAACUAAUAAAGGUGUCGUUGAGUUGAAUAGAAACUCGGAAGAGCGGUUUUACAGAUCACCUACACCAUUAUUAAGUGAAGGUUAACGUAGUGAUUGAGAAGACUAGUAAAACAUUAUUGGUAUUAUGUAAAUAGUCAAGUAUAGAAAUGGUCGUUUCGAUUUUUUUUUCUGUCAUGUUUAUAGUUGAACUAUCGAGCCCAUUGCAUUCAAAAUGCCAUAUCACUACAUCUUGAACA
Molecule: messenger RNA, 1881 nt
Organism: Helianthus annuus (common sunflower)
Lineage: Eukaryota; Viridiplantae; Streptophyta; Magnoliopsida; Asterales; Asteraceae
Product: putative leucine-rich repeat receptor-like protein kinase At2g19210
Exons: 9
Coding region: 30-1730 (566 amino acids)
Molecular function (GO): protein binding
Source: RefSeq, a predicted model, not a curated record